Molecule: messenger RNA, 2385 nt
Organism: Scomber japonicus (chub mackerel)
Lineage: Eukaryota; Metazoa; Chordata; Actinopteri; Scombriformes; Scombridae
Product: hexokinase HKDC1-like
Exons: 18
Coding region: 1-2385 (794 amino acids)
Biological process (GO): glycolytic process; intracellular glucose homeostasis; glucose 6-phosphate metabolic process
Cellular component (GO): cytosol; mitochondrion
Molecular function (GO): ATP binding; glucokinase activity; D-glucose binding
Source: RefSeq, a predicted model, not a curated record
AUGUUUGCUGUUCAUCUUGUUUCCUUCUUCUUCUCCAAACUCCAGGAGGACCCCACAAAGAAGGUGGACAGAUUUCUGUAUGCCAUGCGUCUCAAUGAUGACCAACUAAGGGACAUUUCAGCUCGUUUCUCGGCUGAAAUGAAGAAGGGGCUUUCGGCUGAAAGCAAUGAUGCAGCAGCAGUAAAGAUGUUGCCAACACAUGUCCGCUCCACCCCACAUGGAUCAGAGAAAGGAGAGUUUCUGGCCUUGGAUCUUGGAGGUUCCAAGUUUAAGGUCCUCCAAGUUAAAGUGAGAGAGGGCACAGGAAUUAGGAGGGGAGGAGUAGAGAUGGAGGAAAAGACCUAUCCGAUACCUAAGGAGCUACUCAUUGGGAAAGCAACAGAGUUAUUUGACCAUGUGUCCGAGUCUCUAAAGGACUUCCUGCAUGAGAAGAACAUCAGUUUGAAGGAGAAACAUCCUCUGGCUUUCACCUUCUCUUUCCCAUGUGAACAAUCCAGCUUGAAUCAGGGAUCAUUGUUAAACUGGAGUAAGAACUACCGGGUUCGAGGCCUUCAGAAGAAAGAUGUGGUCCAGGCCCUCAGAGAGAGCAUUGAUAGAACAGGGGGUAUGGAUGUAGAGGUGUUAGCCAUGGUUAAUGACACUGUGGCGACCAUGAUAACUUGCGGUUUUGAUGACCCUAACUGUGAAGUCGGACUCAUCAUUGGUACAGGAACCAAUGCAUGCUACAUGGAGGAGCUGCGUCAUGUUGACCUGGUGGAGGGUGAUGAGGGCAGGAUGUGUGUGAACACUGAGUGGGGAGCCUUUGGAGAUGACGAGACUCUGAAUGAUUAUAUCACUGAGUUUGACAAAGAUGUCGAUGCAGCCUCCCACAACCCUGGAAAACAACUCUUUGAGAAGAUGGUCAGUGGGAAGUAUCUGGGUGAGUUGGUGAGGCUGGUUGUAUUGAAGAUGGCUAAACUGGGAAAGCUGUUUGAUGGACAUGUGUCUAAUGCGCUGAGGACCAAGGGGAAGAUAACCACUGCACAAGUGGCAGCCAUGGAGGAGUACAAAGAUGGCCUGAAGAACACCAAAGACAUUCUCACUGAGCUUGAUUUGGACCCAUCGCAAGAUGACUGCAUUGCUGUUCAACAUGUCAGCACCAUCGUGUCCUUCAGGUCCUCAAAUCUGGUGGCUGCAGGACUGGCUGCCAUCUUGAAUCGAAUCAAAGAAAACCGGAAUUUGAGGACACUAACAAUCACUGUAGGCGUGGACGGCACAGUGUACAAGACGCACCCACAGUAUCCUAAACGUCUCCAUAAAGUGGUGAGACAUUUGCUUCCUGAGUGCCAUGUCAGAUUUGUCCUGUCAGACAGAGGCAGCAGCAAAGGAGCUGCCGUGGUAGCAGCAGUUGCCCAACGACUGGCAUCACAGAGGAGAAAGGUGGAUGAGACACUGUCUCUCUUCAGACUGAAUCAAGAGCAGCUCCAAUUGGUCAAGGCCAGGAUGAGGGCGGGUCUGGAGGCAGGACUAAAGAGUAAAAUGACCUCAGGGGUCAAGAUGCUGCCUUCUUUUGUGUACCAUACACCUGAUGGCACAGAGCAUGGGAAAUACCUUGCCUUGGAUCUGGGAGGAACCAACUUCAGGGCCUUGCUGGUGAGAUUUAAAAAAGGUCUGCAACAGAACUCACGACUCUACCAUAAGAUCUACACCAUACCGAUGGAGAUAAUGCAGGGAACUGGAGAAGAGUUGUUCGAUCAUAUAGCGCAGUGUGUUAGUGAGUUCCUGGACUACAUGGGAAUGAAGAAAGCUCGUCUUCCUGCAGGCUUCACCUUCUCUUUCCCCUGCGAGCAGACAGCUCUUGACACGGGCACAUUGGUGACCUGGACCAAAGGCUACAAGGCCACAGACUGUGAAGGACAUGAUGUUGUCAACAUGCUGAGGGAGGCCGUCAAGAGACACAAUGAGUUUGACCUGGACAUAGUAGCUCUUGUUAAUGACACAGUUGGGACAAUGAUGAGCUGUGCCUAUGAAGACCCUCAGUGUGAAAUCGGACUGAUAGCUGGAACUGGCAGUAAUGUUUGUUACAUGGAGGAACUCAAGAACAUUGAGAAGAUUGAACAAAAGGAACAAAAGAUGUGCAUAAACACAGAGUGGGGAGGUCUAGGGGAUGAUGGCUCGCUGGAUGACAUCAUCACACCUUAUGACAUUGAGGUGGACCAAAACUCAAUUAAUACUGGAAAACAAAGGUUUGAAAAGAUGACCAGUGGAAUGUAUUUAGGUGAAAUUGUCCGUCAGGUGCUCUUGGAUUUAACCAGAAGACGUUUACUGUUCAAAGGACAUGUCACUGAAACUUUAAAAACACCUGGAAUAUUCAAAACUGAAUACGUGUCAAAAAUAGAGAGGUAG